Molecule: messenger RNA, 2420 nt
Organism: Dermacentor andersoni
Lineage: Eukaryota; Metazoa; Arthropoda; Arachnida; Ixodida; Ixodidae
Source: RefSeq, a predicted model, not a curated record
AUGUCCCAGAGCGACAGGAUACGCCACAUUACUGAAGGCAGAAACAACCUCGCCUUCAAAGUCCUUGACCCGCUGCGCGAGCAGCUGGACGGCAGGCUGCUCGUGUACACGGAUGGCUCCGUGCUCUCCAAUGGCUCCGCAGCGGCGGCAUGUACCAUCCCAUCUGAGGGCAGGACCAGGCAGUGCCGACUUCCUUUUCGCGCGAGCUCCACAGCAGCUGAGCUUGCGGGACUCCACCUGGCUGCAGACCUCCUGGCUGAGGACCCCCCGACAAAACCAGUGUUUGGUGGCUUUGACAAGUCUGGACAAAAAAUUUGUCGAGUGUUCGAAAGCUUGUCUUCCAUAGCAUCGUCAAUUCUUUGUUUUAAGAGAGCGUUGUUGAGAUAUGUCCUAAUCAAGACAGAAAGUGUUCUGAAUAUUGACUUUUAUUCACAGGUGUCAUACCACAGAUUCCCAAGAGACCAGGACAUAUACAAAAAGUGGAUUGCAGCCAUCAGGCGAGAUGAAGGCCCACUCUUCACAGUUUCGAAGGCCACCAGGGUCUGCUCUCUCCACUUUCUUGAGAGUGACUUUGUUGCUAAUGUUGCUAAUGGUUACCGACACUUACACCAGUCUGCUGUGCCAUCCAUAUUUUUAUUCAAGCAGCCAAAGCCAUCGAGAAAACCACCAGCUCAACGGGCACCACUUCAGAAAGUUGCAUUAUCGAAAAGGAAGUGUAACGGUAAUGUUCAAGGGCUUUCCACUACAGGACAAAAGGUAGACACCCAUAUCGAUAACCAAGCAGAUGACAAGGAAAACUCAGCAGAUGGAUGCAACAAAAAUACAUUCAGUGAAGGCACUGACGUCUUCAAUGUUGAAGAUACGGGCUCCAGUUUGCUUCCUGACAAACCGCAACAGUCACCAGAAGAACCAGCCUCUGGAAGUAUUUGUGCAUGCAGAGAAAAUAUUUCUGCCCUAGAGCAGGAGCUGGCUGCAAGCAAAGCAAGCGGAGCAGAUACAGAAGCUGAAAAUCAUCACCUGAAGCUGCAAGUAAGCUCUUUAAGAAAAACUAUUGCUGUCCUAGAAGAUAAACUCGCUGUAAGCAAAGCAACCGAAGCAGAAAAUCAGCGCCUGAAGCUGCAAAUAAAGGCUCAAAAUAAUGAAUUAAAGCUGCUUCGCACAGAGCUUGUAACUGCACAGAAAAAUAUUGAGAAGCUGGAAGAAUUUCCUCCAUUUGGAAUUCAAAGAUUCAAGGACAACAAUGAUGACAUUGCGUUUUACACUGGACUGCCCAGCUACAAGCACUUCUGUGCUCUCAUGCAUCUCCUUGAUUUUGGGGAAAAUGGUGAAAACAUUGCACGCAAGCGUACGAGGAGCGGGCUACGAAAUGUUGAGUAUAGUGGUCGGCGACACAAGAUUGGUAUGGAGAACCAGCUCUUUCUUGUGCUUGUUAAACUUCGAGUUGGCUUAUUUCACAGACACAUCGGCCACUUGUUCAACGUCUCCAUCAGCACAGUGUCAAGAAUUUUUUCCGCAGUGCUUGACUAUAUCUAUUUGCAGGUAACAGAAAUGACAACAUGGAUAUCACGACAAGCUAUUGAUGCUGCCAUGCCAUGUGCUUUCAAGGAAAAAUAUCCAUCAACACGUGUCAUCUUGGAUGCCACUGAGAUUAGAUGUGAUGUGCCAACAUCUUUCGUGACGCAGUCACAAGUCUAUUCCUCGUACAAGUCUACCGAUACGUUCAAAGCACUCAUAGGCAUAUCCCCUCAUGGAGUACUGACUUUUGUUUCGGAACUAUUUACUGGGUGUACGUCUGACAGAGAGUGUGUGGAGAAGAGUGGAUUUUUAGACCUGAAGUUUGACACAGGUGACUCAGUCAUGGCUGACAAGGGAUUUAAAAUAAAAGACCUGCUACAAAGCAAGAAAGUUAUGCUGAACAUUCCACCCUUCCUCAUGCAUGGGCAAUUUACUCCCGCCAAAGUGGAGGAGACUCAGGAAAUUGCAGCAAUCAGAAUACAUGUGGAGAGGAAGAUCAAGAAAAUCAAGGGAUAUCACAUUUUUGACCGGUCGAUUCCAAUCUCCCUUGUACCCUUAGCGAAUCAGAUGUGGGCUGUGUGUGCCUUCCUUACAAACUUCCAGCCAUCACUUCUAAAAGAAGACACAACCUGAUCUAAUCCACAGUGUUCCUUAAAGACACUUAUUUGCUAGUCAUAUGUCAAUCCUCACUGCCUCGUGGUGCUGCCCUCCUCUUGUGUGCAAUAAAAUGUUUGCAGCCCUACUUGUCUUUUCGACAUGCCAUUUUUGCAUUGUUUUCUGCAUCACAUCAGAUUACAGUGCUCGACAGGUAUGGCAGCAGUGUGUCAAAGUAAAAGUUGUCGAGCACCUCUCUGGCACUUUUCCAUUCACUCUCAUUAAAUCUUAUUCUUUCGAUCAAAAUAAAA